GCACAAGCAUCCGAUGUUGAGCCUGCCACCAUCGUCGGUUCCAGCAUUCAUCAACAUGCGAUCUCAGAGGCUGUGUUCAACAGCCCCUCGGCAACAUUUAGCUAUGUUCUGCCACCAGGCUCUAGUCCUGAACAGCGGCUUGCAAGCACGAACGGAAACAUCCAGGACUUCAACGCCAAGGAGGCAGAAUGUGCUCUCUUCCAGUUCUACAAAAGCCACGCCGGGGUGUGGCUUGAUAUUGUCACUCCUGAGAGACAUCUAAGCCAGACUGUGCCAAGGCUAGCAGUACACAGUCCGGUAUUGUAUUAUGCCUGCCUCUCUUAUGCAUCCAACCUCAUGAAUGUGAGAGGCGAGAUUGACGAGGCGGUUAAGGAGGAUUACCACUGUAAAGUGAUUCGCAUCCUAAUCGACUCGCUUUCCUCCGUUUUCAGCCCCGAGAAUGAAGCCACCCUUCUGGCCACCGUUGUGAUCCUCCGCAUGUCCGAACAAUUCUGCGAGAUCGACAAAGAUGUACGGCAUCAUCUCGACGGUGCUUCUUCGUUGUUCACCUUGAGAGGCACCACUCGGAAAUGGUCAGUCUAUGAUACUGACCUAGCAGGCACAUCGUUCUGGAUCUACCUUCGAGAAAGUCUCCGGCUAUGCUUCCUCAAGGAGGAAAAGUGCCAGUUCGACCUGGCCUUGAUUGCCGGAGAAUCUCUUUUCUUGCCUGCAUCCGAGGAGGUCUGGACAAAUCGGAUUACACUGAUCCUAGCACUGGCAUGCAAUUGUGGUUUCGGCAAGACUGCGAGGUCAGAACGAGACUUGCAAUCCACAAGAUUGAAAGGACUUAUUGAGCUUUGGGCAAGCAGCGUGCCGGACGCCUUUCGUCCGUGGAGUUUCAGGGAUGGCAAGUUCGGCCCUUUUCCCGCCAUCCGUUUCCUGAGUACUUGGCAUGAAGUGGCGUGGCAACACUACUAUACCGCGAAAGUGAUACUGGCAGUAGACGCACUUCACAUGCAAGAAAAUACCAAUAUUCUAAGGCUGAACAGGUACACUGAGAGUCAGAUCUUUGAACCAAGCAGGAAGCUUUGCGGCAUCUGCCUUGCCACCAGGGAAAUUGGAUCCGAGAUCAAUGGGAGCCAUCUUGUUUCUUGGUGUGGCCAAUUCUUCACGGGUAAGGAGGAACAGCGACGUCUUCUGGACUGGCUGGAAACUACUAUGCUAGAAUCCAGAUGGCCAAAUAGGACUUGCAGUGAACGUUUGCAGCAAAUAUGGAAAGGGUCUAGGCUGCAGUGGGUCGAUACUCCUUGCAUUUAGGUGGAUAUUGCUUCAAUCCACACUUGGUGAGCGACUGAAUUGCACUGCCAGCCCAUACAGUAUAUGAGGAGCGAGAUCAAUGAUACCGGAGCCCCGGGUGCUCUGGAUGAUGUGUCACGCGACCUGGUUUUCCGGGG
Messenger RNA from Exophiala viscosa, 1433 nucleotides. RefSeq lists its product as uncharacterized. The coding region runs from base 337 to 1296 and encodes 319 amino acids. Lineage: Eukaryota; Fungi; Ascomycota; Eurotiomycetes; Chaetothyriales; Herpotrichiellaceae. The transcript has 3 exons. The record is from RefSeq and is a predicted model, not a curated record. Gene Ontology annotation, cellular component: nucleus. Gene Ontology annotation, biological process: positive regulation of transcription by RNA polymerase II. Gene Ontology annotation, molecular function: DNA-binding transcription factor activity; transcription cis-regulatory region binding.